Molecule: messenger RNA, 9278 nt
Organism: Trematomus bernacchii (emerald rockcod)
Lineage: Eukaryota; Metazoa; Chordata; Actinopteri; Perciformes; Nototheniidae
Gene: frs3
Product: fibroblast growth factor receptor substrate 3
Exons: 7
Coding region: 826-2751 (641 amino acids)
Biological process (GO): cell surface receptor protein tyrosine kinase signaling pathway
Cellular component (GO): cytoplasm
Source: RefSeq, a predicted model, not a curated record
GUCUGGCGGUGAACUCUCACCCCAGCUGCUUGGGAAAUGUCAUACAGGCAGAGGCCCGCGCUGCAGUAGGGGGGGCGUAAUAGGAGGAAAAAAUAACAACAUUUUUUUACUGCUCUCACUGCAUCUUUUAACCGCGUCUCUGCCGUGCAAGUGCCACAUCCCGCUACCAGCAGCAGCAGCAGCCGCCGAUUCCUAAUCGCAGUCUCAAUGCUUAUUUCGCAUUAGGCUAAUAUAAAAAAAAUCCGUGCCAGACAUGUGAGUAGCAAACCAUCGCUGUCGUCCUGACUGCUAUGUGCUCACACGCUAUUGUAUCCUUACACCAAUGCGAACAAAUGGUCAUUGAACCGUGUUGUUGUGCAUUUAGUGUCAGUGUGCUGCUUCCACGGUGGCUGAGCCGGGCUCCCCGCACUCUGACGCCGCAGAUGGAGCCUCGCUGGCGGCUUGUUUUGGGGGGCUCUGCGUCGGCUUGGCUAAUUGAGCCAAACGCUGUAAUUUUCGUGCUGUAAAUAGCCCAGAUAGAGGGAAAGCCCAUUUAAUCACUGGGCUAUGUGAUAAGUGUGUGUACUGUAAACUAGCCCGUUCUUAUUUUUGUUUUCUACAUUGAUUGAAGGUAGCUGUGAAUUGGUGGUGUGGAGUCCAGCCUGGCAUCUCCAGUCAGAUGUGGAGGGAGGCCCAGGGGGGAGAACAUGAAGCUUCUCUUGAAGGUGUCUGUCCAACAAUCUAACUGGCUUGUGACGACGAUGCCCAGUCGAAGAUCCUGGGAUUGAUCCGUGAAUCCCUUUAAACUGAUGGCCUGGACUAAGUUUCAGCUGGCCUGCUGAAGCUAUGGGGAGCUGUUGGAGCUGUCUGUACAGAGACCCCAUCCGAGACAACCAUCUUACCAAAUUUAAGGUCACCAAUGUGGACGAUGAGGGCAAUGAGCUGGGAUCUGGGAUCAUGGAGCUCACCCAGACAGAACUCAUUCUCCACACACGUAAACGAGACGCCAUCCGGUGGCCAUAUCUCUGCCUGCGCCGCUACGGCUAUGACUCCAACCUCUUUUCUUUCGAGAGCGGUCGUCGCUGUCAGACUGGGCAGGGAAUAUUUGCAUUCAAGUGUUCCCGGGCAGAAGAGAUCUUCAAUCUGCUUCAGGAGCUGAUGCAAUGUAACAGCAUCAACGUGGUGGAAGAGUCGAUGAUGAUGAGUCGCAGCGGUCACACACCAGAGAUGGAAAUGUCUCGCACACCACAGACUCCCAACACUCCAGCGUUCCCUGUUCAGGCUUUUCCUAAUGGAUACCCUGGUUAUCCAAUCAGAGGGGAAUCCUCCCAACCCUCUCUUGCUGACGACCACGGAAAUGGUCUCAUGGGUUUGGAAGACCAGACCCACACCUAUGUAAAUACUGUUAGUAUGGAGGGGGAUCUCUCUAUGCGUCACUGUGUGCACUCUCUGCCUGAGGUGCGGCCGAACCCUUUCCCUGAAACACCCCGAGGAGCCAUGCCUGUCGGGGUGCAAGGAAAUCCGCAGCCCAACCUGCGGUGCUGUCCCCUGGAGGAGCAUAAUGACCCUCAGGUGUUCUUACAGCCAUCUUCGCAGGAGGUCAAAUUCAUGCUGGGCCCUACUCCGGCUCAGCGUCAUUUGCUGGAGAGAGAGAGGGACAGAGAGAGGGACAGGCAUGGCCACAAUCCUCACAGUCUUCAGCCAGCAGAGGGUGCCACAGGCUCAGAGACGGAGGGAGACGAGCUCACCAUGCACAUGUGCAACUCUCACUCCUAUCCCCAUUUCCAUCACCACACGCACCGGCACCCGGGCCCGGAGCACACGGACAGCUGCCAGAGCGGCGAGCUCACCUACGAGAACAUCAACGGGCUGAGGAGCGGCCGGAAGCAGCGGCUGAGUCCCAGCAGCGUGUCGCAGUCUGUGGGUUCGAGCAGCAGCAGCAGCACCGGGGACAGUCACACCCACUCCCUCCUGCACCCACACGCCCUCGGCCCCUCGUCACUGCCCCCCCAGGGAUACCCCUGUGAGAGGGGCAUGGGCGGAGGUCAUCGUCGGACAGCUCUGCUCAACUACGAGAACCUUCCCUCUCUACCACCGGUGUGGGAGUACAGAGCUCUGCAACGGGAUGAUGAACAGGAAGAGGAAGAUGAUGAGCAGGAUGAGGAGGAAUACGAGGAGGAAGAGGAAGACUUUGAUGAGUAUGAGUUCUCAGAAGGCCCAGGGACACCCAAUGGGUACCACCAGGAUGGUCGUGGCAUCCAUAGAGACGCCCUGCAGAACUACGUCAACACAGAGCAGGUCCAGCCGCCCCGGCUUCGACAUGCUUGCCCCCCGCAUCCGCGGUCGUGUCAGCCAGACCGAGGGGGGCGAAUAUUUAGCUUUGAUUUCCGCGGACGGUCAAGGUCAGGGGUUGGAGGCUGUGAGCACGGCCACAUGCCUCCAUCGCGGCAGUUGAAUUACAUCCAGGUGGACCUAGAGGGAGAACCUCCCUGCCAAGUCCUCAGCAGUGGGGGUGCCCAGCCACAGCCACAGCCACAGCCACAGCCACAGCCACAGCCACAGCCACAGCCACAGCCACAGCCACAGCCACAGCCACAGCACCAGCGCCUACCACCCAAAAAAUGUGGCCCACAGGCACCCCGGCGCAGUGAAUGCUACGCAGUCAUUGACCUAAAGAAGACCGCUGCUAUGUCCAACCUGCAGAAAGCUCUGCCCAGGGAUGAUGGGACUUCCAGAAAGACUCGCCACAACAGCACAGACCUGCCUCUGUAAACGGUGUUCAAACUGAAGAGGAGCGACGAAGACAGAUGAAGGCUUAUCCUCAUCUUAGCACACUGGACCCUUCACUGUCAUCCAUCCAUUCAACUGUCGGGCUGACUAAUACAGUACAGGUACCUAAUUAGAAACUUCUGUGAAUAUAAAAGGAAAUGAGAAAUCUCUGAGGAGAAUUUGCCAUUUUAUUCUGUGUUAUUUAUUAGAUAUGUGGUGUGAAGCUCUCUCAAGAAGUUGGCAGUUUUGACUGCAAAUACGGUUUGCUGGAUAUUUAUACAUAAGCAUAAAAUCAUAAAUAUAACUAUGAUUUUGUGCUUGGAUAUGACUUAAAGCAGAGAUCUCUGUUUUCAGCGGAAGCAGUCAUUGCCAUAUUGUUUUAACACAUUUAAAUUCAUUAACCCAUCUCCACUCACACACAUUAGUGUUUAUAUCAUUUAAGUAUUCUACAUCCAUGUGGUUUUUACUUAAAUAUGAUGAGUCACUAAUUUGAUUCUUUUCACAGAAGAAGAAGAAGAGUGGUUGUUGGCAUGAAGGAAGGUUAAUGGUUCCUCCAAGGUACUGGCCAAUAUUCAUACCUCAUCACAAGCAUCUAAGUCUUACAUUGUGGCUAGUAGAAGAGACCAUUAUUUGAUACUAUAUGCCUAAAGAGCAUUUUGCACACAAUCCUAUGGAAUUGUAUUUUAUCAUAUUUUAAGGAAUGGAUGUGUCCAGUCCAAAAAAAACUGAAUUAAAUGGACAAAAGAGAUGGUGAUAUUUGCAGAAUUAUUCUAAACUAUGGUAAAAGUAGCACACAUGGAUUAAACGAGCUUUGGCUCCCUCCUAUCCACAUGCAGCAAAUAAAAAGGUAGCAUAUCAUCUUCGAUCACCCCCCCCCCCGCACAUCAUCCCAGACCUGCAGGGGGUCCACAUGGUUUACGCUUGUCACGUUGCACUUUUGACCCUUGGCCACUAAAACGAUCGUGUCCUUUUUACCAAAAGCAGGGGGCCAAAUAUUUCAUGGACAUUCUUAGUCAGCAUCGUAGAUGGGAUUUAUUUACGUGUUUUGAUGGAGACAUCAACAACCUCAAAUAGUGGCAUUAAGCUGUAACCUCACAUAAACAGAGAUGAAUCUAUAAUUUGUCAGUUAUCAGGUGUGUGUUUUUUUAAAGAGUUAUCAAGUCUACAGUGAAGAUUUUUGUUAGGCUAUUUAUCAACCAUAGUCAGAUAUUUAUUUAUUUAUUUAUUCAUUCUUUUAUUUCCAAUUGUAAUAAUUUUGUUAUCCAUGUGACGACCAGCGUUUUGUAAUCCAGUUGGUAAAACAGAGACCAAAGUUUCACCUCAAAUUAUCACUGGACUCUGGUGUAUUACUGUAAUAACUGUGCUUAAUUAUAUAUAAAAGAAAAAGGAAGACUGUAUUUAUAUUUUAAGUGCCAAAACUUAUUUUCAAACUGUAUGAUAAAUAAAAUCAAUUGUGCCAUUAGGAUUUAUAGAAAACAAUAAGACCGAGGCAUGAUGAGGUUAUAGAGGUCGGGAGACACACUUAAAAAAAGAAGAAGAAAGAAAUCCAACUUUAAAGGAUAUAUUCAAACUACAAAACCUGCACAUUCCACCUCAUCCACAUCGACAGCCAUUUGGGAGUGAGAUAUAAGAAUGGAAAUCUUGUAGUCUGAUAAUCACAGCCAGGGUGGUUUUAUGCUGCUACAUGUACAUACUAACAGUAGCCCGUUUAAGCUACAGCGACUCGUCAAAAUGAAAGCUUGUGUGUUUGAACCUAUGCGAUGUCGGAUCUUUUACCAUGUUGUUUAAUUGCUAAUAGGGGUAGCAUUGUUGUCUUCUGAGCAGAAGAAAAAUCUAAUGUACCAUUUCAGAGAAUGUUUCUUUUGGCCAAUAUUUCAUUUUGUCAAUUGUUUUCUUGACACUGGCUGUGUGGCAGUGGAGGGGCUCAGGCGCACUGAUGCUGUCAUCUUUUUGUCGAGUGCUCAUAUCAAGGGGAUACUUUCAGCUGACGGAGGAAGGCCAAAUGUUCUAGAUUCUCAGAUUGUGGCAUUAAGCUGUAGUUUGCAGAGAUUGUUCAAGAGAUCAAGGGGUGACGCAAAUACAAAUUCUCAACUUCUGAUAAGGAGGGUUUUAUGGUUUCUGUGUGACAUCAGGUGCAAAUCAAAGAGGAUUUCUUGCUUCUGAUCGAUAAUUUAUUUAGAAAAACUACAUACGGUAUAAAAGUUAAAAUCUCAGUUGAUGAUUUUCUGACUUUUUCAGUCAAUAACAUGUCCCAUAAUGCACAGCAGUUUCCUGAUCUAAAGAUAUUACAUUUCUAAUGUAUGAAACUGAAAGAAAUCUUCAUAAAUAAGAUGCAGCCAGCAGGUGUUUGUGCUUGAUGGUUUCCAAACUAUCCAAUAUAUUACAAAUAUGUUCAUGUGCUAAUUAAUAGCCUCGUAAUUUCUUUGUGGAUUUAUUGGUUAAAUGUUGGGUCCUAAACCCAAGGUGAUGUCUUUGAAAUUGCUUGUUUUGUCUGACAAACAAUCCAAAAUCACAAAAUAUGUUAUUGACAAGAAUGUUAAAUAUAAUUGACAAGCGAAAAAACAAAAUUGGCAAUUGAGUAUUGACUUAUUUUAGCCUUUCUUGUUUAAUGGCAACAACAAUGUGACACUUCCCCACAGAAGCUUUAAAUAACCCCAAAUCAAAGGUUGAUCAUUUGUAUUUUGGUUUGAUCAUCAUACUUUAAAAUGACAUUUAAAGAAAUAGGCCUCUUAUAAUAAGAAAAAGCCCGUUUUCAAGCAGAGAUUUGUGACUGUAUUUGCAGAGAUAUUGUCAUUAUACAUUCGAAGGAUGUUUACAUUUUUGCAAUAAUAAGUGAAUUAUUUUUUUGUGGAUUUCAAAUCAGACCAAUGUGUAAAGUGUGACAUUUAAAUAGUAGUCUAUAAAACUGUGGGCUUUAUGUAUUUAAUCGCCUGUUCUUCUGUGAGUCAGCAGUCUUAUUUUUUUUCAGGUACGAUGUUUACUUUUCAAUCUUCAUUGUACCAUUUCAUCUUUGAAAGUAAAAAAAAAAAAGAUGCUUGUUUUUUUUCUUUGAUUGUCUGACACUGUGUUUGCUUAAACUCACACUAACAGUGCCAUCCAAUUACAUGUUAUUGUAUUAAACCUUUCAAAUCAGUGGCAAUUUUUCAUACAAGAAUCAGAAAGUGUUUCAUCUAGUUUCUCAGAAUAUUGUUACAUGUAGUUUUAUGGUCUUUUAUAAAAAUUCCAUGUUGAAAUGUGUUAACUAUCUUUGUUAUAACGCAGUAACCUCACCACGUCCCAAACAUGUUAACAGUGAUCACAGCAUCAUUAACACAUUCCUAUGUUUACUGAAAGUAAUCAAAAUAUAUAGUUAAAUAAUUGUUUUUCAAAGAAAUGUGACAUCAUUUCACUUGAGUUCAAAUCAAGUGCACUCCCAUCUCAUAACUCAUUGUGAUUGGCUUGGUUGAUGCUAUCUCACACCGUUAGUUUUUAUGCUCAAGGCGUUAUUCACACGGCUUUCUCUGAGAUUAAUUAAGCAGAGCUCAUGGGUAUCCGCAGGGCAAGGAGCAACAAGUAGAGAUAGCAACUCCUGUCAUUAAGUUCCUCAAACUGAAUUCAUGGAAUGGGUUGCUGAACACAAGGGCUUGCUCUGUGUUUACUGUACAAACAUGAAGCCAUGUAGUCCAUAUCAAGAAAUGUCUCGCUGUGCCUUUCAUAUUCAAGCUCGAGAAACAUUUUCUUCGCUGGUUGUGAGUGCGGCCUGUUUAAAAGAACAAAACACCGCCUGUUGAACGUUUCCAGAUUGACAAAUCCAAUAGAGUCUUCAGUCAAAGUAGUUUUACGCUUCAAGCUGUAUUUCAUACUUUAAAUUGUAUUGGAAAAGAAGUGCCAACUCCUGAUUGUUUUACACCAUACUGUAUUUUCAAAAUGUUGUCAGUUUAGACGAAUGUUUGCACAUUUUCGGAAACAUGCUUUCUUGAUGCAUUAGAUAAAAUCAAUGCCACUCAUGUCUCUUUGCUAAAUAUAGGGCUCAGCUCACAGAGGGAUAACUUAAAGACAGGAAUCAGGGGAAAAGUCAGGGUGGGUGUUAACCCUCGAAUUGUGCACCUUGUGGUCAUCGGCCAGCCAGUCUCGCAAGACUUUUUCGUAAAUCAUGUUAUAUCUGGUUUUAUACUCUGUACACAUUCACAUGGAAAUGUCACCGUUAAGAAUUCCUCAGCAGGAACCACGCUACUAACAGAAAGAAAAGACAGUCUUGGUAGAAAGGUUUCCCUCUAUAAGCAAAUGAUUAAAUCAACAAUAAGGCUUACAAAUACUUAUUAUAUCAAUACUGAUCAAAUAUUUAUCAAGACCUACUUCUACAUCAAAUUGUUUACUCUAUAAAAAGAUAUUAGGUUGUGAUUUUAGGGGGCCAGCUUCCAGUCAUACAACAUUUUUUAUUUGAUAGAUUCCAAAUGUCAGUUUUAUCAUUCGUCUUUGCAAGAUGGAGAAAAAUGUUAAUCUAUUCCUUAAGGGUUUUCAGCAAAAAAAUCAAUGAGUUCUCAUUUUUUGAGAUUACAUGCGUCAAGGUCUUUGGUACAAUCGGUUUAGGGGAUACAGUGAAAAAAGCCAAACUCAGUGUGACUGAAAAGGUGUUAAGUGACUUUGUCCUGUAGCAAAUAACAUCAAUGAGUACAUUACAGUGUGUUUUUCAUUAUAAAGUCACGUGGCUGUGGUGCACAGCAUGAUUCCUCAUCAGCUGCCUUCUCAGUGCUGAAGUAUGUGAAAUUAAAAUUCCUUUCAGAUCUUUUUUUUUCUGAUUUGUAACAAUUCCAAAUGUUUUGCAUAAGUCAGAUGAAAAAAAUAUGGUAAGAACAGAAACAAAGGCCAGCAACUCGGUUUGCACCAUAGUGCUACACAUCAUCUUCAUCAGCAUCAUCAUUAUCAUCUCCAUCUUCUUCUCUUAAUACAGAACAUCAUUAGUGACAUUGUAAAACCUCAACUUCCUGCCCAUGCUUUGAGAUAUAUCUCUGUUAAAAUACUGAAAGUAUCAGAAAACUGUAAUAUCUCUUUAUUAUUAUAUGUUUUUUUAAAUCUUGUUUGUUUUUGUUUUUGUCGGUAUGAUGAUGUGACCACCACCAGAGGGUGAUGCAUAUGUACGGGUCUGAGCUGUACAUGUUUGUGCAUUUGCAUACAGUUUGCAUUGGCCUAUCUUUGUGACUAUUAUAUCAAUUUUCAAAUUGAGUGCCAAAUAUGCUCAAGCAUGAUAAAAACAUGGACCUCGAGGAUGCGAGUCUCGCUGCUGUUGUAGACUCUUUUUGUGACACGAAUGCACAGCUGAAAGUAGAAUCUUGCUAAAUAUUUUUGCUGAAAGAGGGAAACAUUUUUUAUUUUGUCUUUUGUUGCCAAAAUAUUUGUUGUAUGUUUCUGUGUUUCUACCCAUUGCUUAUAAAUGAUUAUGCAGUGAAUAUAAAACAUUUGCUUCAUUUGUUGGAGUGUCAAAAAGAAACAUUUGGAUCAUUUUCAUUCUUGAAUCAUUCCUCACAGAUAUGUUAUCUGACUCUUCAUCCCACCCUGUCCCAAAACAAAGCGAGCCUGACCUUUGGUGAAUUUUACCCUGAAUUAUAGUGUGGAUUUGUCCAAAAUGUAAAAGUAAAUGUAAUUCUAAUAUUAAAAUGAAGCUAUGAAAAUAUCUUAUUGCGCACUAAACAGUGUCUAUUUUGUUCAUUAGGUCAAAACUCAAAGAAUCAAUAGAUGCAUUUGAGUAAAACCAAGCUUUCCCCUCCAGGAUCAUGCACCUCUUCAGUACAUUACAAGGUUUACAAGCUAUUUUUUAAGGUAUUUGUAAAAUAUUUGUGUAGAAUAUACCAGAACAGGCUGUUUAACAAUCAGAACAGAACAAGUCUAUUAAUCCUUUAACACACAGGUCAGUUCAACACAGAUAUGUGAACACCAGUCCAUUCUGGGCUGAUCAAACCUGAUCACUUAGAGCGGAAACGCUUUGUUUGCUCUGGUGUAUUUAUUAAUAUCUCAAGAAACAUUGAAGACAGACGUGACCUGUUUAGAUAUGUGUCAUACAAUACUCACACCGUUGUGGUCAGUCAUUCAUCCUCCAGCCUAGCAGCUGAGACAAAGUGCUUUGUGAUGGAUAACUACCCUGAGGAGAGGAGUUAUGUUACUGUGUGAACACUUUUCAAAGUAGUGUCUACAGCUGUCUAGCUCAACAACCUGCCCAGGAUAUACUACUUAUAAUCAAAGUGGAUGUAACCAUGUUUUCCAUUUGAGCUCAACUCAGAAAUUAAAUUGUUAUUUUAUUCCACAAUUGUUUUUGACGCUGAAUAUUAACUUAUUUUGAGCAUGCAAUUAGUGCCUGCAGGUGUGUAAACAAUUUGAAUGAUUUGAUGUACAGAGAGCAUGGUCCUUGUUAGCUCUAGAGAUUUACAGCAAACUGUAAAUAUAUGCCUUAAAUAGUAGCUGUCUUGUUUUGUGUUCAUAUGUCUGUCUUGUUUUAUCGUUAUUGAGUAAUUGUAUCAAAGGAGGAGCCUCACAAAUAAAGCAGAGCUUUUAUUGUU